UGUCUUACUAUAUUUAAACUUCAAAAUGUGAAUUGUUGUUUUUUGUCUUCAUAUUUCUGAGGAUAAAAUGUUGCUUGACUAUGCAAGUACAUCAGUUGUGCAAGUUAGGUUACGUUUUGAGAUUUGAUCUAGUUUCAACCUGAACAGGUCGGCGUUCACCUGUUUCCUUAAAUAUGAUGCGGAAUACCACUUUUCGAUAGCGUAAACCAACAAAUCCUUCAUAUAUUUUUCACAAACGGAAGUAGUUUAAACUUUAUUUAGCAAGUAGCUAAUGACCUGUGUAACUUUUCUUAACUGUUUUAACUUGGGCGUAUUCGGUGUUUGACAGGUAGCUGUCUAGCUAGGUUGCUACCUGCUUGGAAGGCGUGCAGGUUUUGUUUUCUGAAUGAGUAUAGCUAGCAACGCAGCUAGCGCUUACCAAAGUAGGCUACUGUAUAUAUCUGUUGUAACUGGAGGGAAAUGCUUUUAUACUUAUUUUUAUUGUGCCAAUUUAUUCAAUAUGGGCUGACUGCCUGUACAAGGAGGAUAUUGAGGAUCAUAAACACAGAGGACUCAUCGAAUGAAGUUUUUGUCGACGAGGAGGCCGCGAAAAAGUUCUUAGGACGCCACCUGUUGUUUAACCGAUUUGACUUCGAGCUUUUUACCCCGGGGAAUUUGGAAAGAGAGUGCAAGGAAGAAGUUUGCAACUAUGAAGAAGCGCGAGAAAUUUUUGAAAAUAUUCCAGCCACAGAUGCAUUCUGGGAAAUGUACACACAAGCAGAUAAUCUCCAGCCCCCAUCAAGGUUAGAUGUGACCGCCCUUCUCAUCGGCCUAAUUGCAGCUGGGGUGACCAUAAUUAUCAUCGGGCUGCUGUUUUGGUACUGCUGUCAAAGAGUGUGCACAGUUGCCAGAUCCCCUGGCUCCUCUAGGGUACGCACACGGAGAAGUAAUGCCUCCCUGAUUAUACGGAGGCUGGAAGAAGUCUCGAUGCAGCCUGUGUUCACGCCUGAGGAAGAGAUGGGCCCACCUGGCCUCCCCUCGUAUGAGCAAGCCAUUGCCAAAUCUGGACAGCAUGACGCCCCUCCUCCACCUUACCCAGGAUCCAAACCAGGAAGUAUUCGACGGUAGCAUCUAUCAAUAUUUGGCGGCGGGGGGAGUUUUAUGUUUCUAAAGUAAACAUUUUUACUUUAAGAUUUUAAGCAGUCUCUUCAUCAUAUUGGAAAAAUAUGUACAGGUUUUUGAAUUUUAAGAUUGGAAUGCUAAUAUGGUAUUUUGAUUUUCGAUUUUAAUGGAACAUAUUAUUACUGAUAAUUGCUACCCAUAAGAUGUUUUAAAUGUAGUUUACUUUUAUUGUUUUUUCAACAUCUUGUAUGAAUCCACUCUUAUAAAUGUAACAUAUCAGUAUAACAACUGACAGAUUUUGUGUAAGGAGCAAUAUUUCUCAAGUGUGAAAUCUUAAUAUGGAUCAUAUUUGAAUUCAGUUCAUUGACAAUAAAGUGUAUCAUUGGUAUCUUGACCUACUCUAGGUAAACAGAUGCAGACGGGUAAAUGUACAUGGCUAAAUGUGGAUUGUUAAACAAAAUAUCUCCUGUCGCAAUAAUAGUCACCUACAGAGUGAAUUGCUAAUGCAGUGGGGGAAAAAUGGGGGGAAAAAACUCUUUUACAUUUUUGUAUUAUAGUGUUAAACGAUUAGAUAUGUACGUGAAGUAGCAGAAUUUCUUUGAGGUGAAGUUUUAAGAAAUAUUUUGACAAUAUACACAAAAACGUCAGUCCAGCUGUGUUUUUGGGACAUAGCCCAUUAGGACUCAGGUUAAGGAUGAGAGCAACACUCAGUGAAUGGCCCUGGAUAACUGGCCCUGGCCUUCUGUUAUUUGGGGGGAAAUCAACAAAGUAGGCCAUAAAAACCACUAUGAAUAGGUCAUUUUAUGGCUGUUUUGACUAGUUUAACAUUGUGAUCACCAGUUGUGUAACAUUAGAAUGUAAUACAUAUUUUUCACUUACCACACUAUGCCAUAUGUUGCCCUUUUAAGGAAUCUGCUACAGCAGAGUGCCAUUAGCAUUGUUAGCCAAAUGAAGUGAUGAUAAAGCUGAACUUUGAAGAGUAGCUGUGCACUGGCUGUUAUCUGGAGUAAUUUGUUAACCAUUUCCACUCUUUUAUGAUGGGAUAUCUUUAGGUUUUUUAAUGGUCAUUAAAUAUCAUUGUCAAUUGUUAAUGUCAUUAAAGGGUUUAAGUUGAUAUUUAAAAUGGAUUCAGUAUGGAUCUGAUUCUG
This is a messenger RNA of Megalops cyprinoides (Indo-Pacific tarpon), 2249 nucleotides long. RefSeq names its product transmembrane gamma-carboxyglutamic acid protein 4-like. The transcript is spliced from 6 exons. Gene Ontology annotation, cellular component: extracellular region. NCBI's taxonomy places the organism in Eukaryota, Metazoa, Chordata, Actinopteri, Elopiformes, Megalopidae. The record is from RefSeq and is a predicted model, not a curated record. Gene Ontology annotation, molecular function: calcium ion binding. Bases 460 to 1107 code for a protein of 215 amino acids.